Peniophora sp. CBMAI 1063 is the source of this 702-nucleotide messenger RNA. NCBI's taxonomy places the organism in Eukaryota, Fungi, Basidiomycota, Agaricomycetes, Russulales, Peniophoraceae. The record is from the annotation of a GenBank genome assembly.
AUGGCUGCCGCUACGACGGACAAAAAGACAGGAGACAAUAAACGGAAGCUCAGCACAAGCUCUGAUGUAGCAGCGGCCCAAGGGGAGGCUAAGCGUACCAAGGGCGAAGACAACGUCAAUCAGCCGGAAAGCUCUAACCCGCCAUCUCAGGACGCUCGAGUGACGUCUCCAUUCGCCAGUGCGCCUACCGUUGAUGUGUUUCUCACAUACGGCGACGCCAUGCUCCUCAUAUGCGAUGAGCCAUGCAGUGAGCAUGAAACCAUCUGGCGCCGGAGCGCCAUACACGAGGCCUGUGCGAAAGUUCAAGCGGAGAAGGAAAAGGAGGAGAAGGAGAACAGCGAUUCACAAGACCGAUAUCGGGGUUCAGAUGAUUGCGUAGAGCAUAUAGCGUUCUGGACGUUCAAUCCCGCGGACGAGGACCACUCACGAAGAGGUCCACGUGCGCAGAAGCUCGUCGACUUAUGGACAGAGGUGUGCAAGACGGAGAAGGAGGACCAGCGGUUUUACGAAGUAUUCAUGCAGAGGGAUGAGCCGCAGGGGGAGGAUGACGCUGCUCUGGAGGUUGUGUUGGACUAUGAGGCUGGUGAUAGAGACGAUGGAAAGGCGGGCGAAGGGACGUGGUGGGUGACCGGCUUUCAAGCUGCAGACGAGACGCACCCAGCAUUGCAGCACUUCGAUGACUACAUGCCUGACUACUAUUGA